Molecule: messenger RNA, 1854 nt
Organism: Piliocolobus tephrosceles (Ugandan red Colobus)
Lineage: Eukaryota; Metazoa; Chordata; Mammalia; Primates; Cercopithecidae
Gene: BPGM
Product: bisphosphoglycerate mutase
Exons: 4
Coding region: 282-1061 (259 amino acids)
Biological process (GO): glycolytic process
Molecular function (GO): intramolecular phosphotransferase activity
Source: RefSeq, a predicted model, not a curated record
GUUAGAAAAGAGCGUCGAUGCCGGCUGCAGUGAUGAGUCCUAGGAGGCGCUGGCUGUUCCGCGGCUGGGAGGAGCGGCUGCUGCUGCUGCUGCUGGUAGCCCCUUUGCAGACAGAAAAACUCGAAUGCGGUGAAAAGAGAAGGAGGUGAAUAUAUGCAGUGUUUUCAUGUGGGAAUCUGGAGCCAAAUCACAAGUUCUUAGAACCACUAGAAAUAAAAACAUGUAUUGCUGUCCUUGAAUAUUAGCCCAUUUGAAAACGCCUGGGAAGUUCAGCCAUCAGUAUGUCCAAGUACAAACUUAUUAUGUUAAGACAUGGAGAGGGUGCUUGGAAUAAGGAGAACCGUUUUUGUAGCUGGGUGGAUCAGAAACUCAACAGUGAAGGCAUGGAGGAAGCUCGGAACUGUGGGAAGCAACUCAAAGCGUUAAACUUUGAGUUUGAUCUUGUAUUCACAUCUGUCCUUAAUCGGUCCAUUCACACAGCCUGGCUGAUCCUGGAAGAGCUAGGGCAGGAAUGGGUGCCCGUGGAAAGCUCCUGGCGUCUAAAUGAGCGUCACUAUGGGGCCUUGAUCGGUCUCAACAGGGAGCAAAUGGCUUUGAAUCAUGGUGAAGAACAAGUGAGGCUCUGGAGAAGAAGCUACAAUGUAACCCCACCUCCCAUUGAGGAGUCUCAUCCUUACUACCACGAAAUCUACAACGACCGGAGGUAUAAAGUAUGUGAUGUGCCCUUGGAUCAACUGCCACGGUCUGAAAGCUUAAAGGAUGUUCUGGAAAGACUCCUUCCCUAUUGGAAUGAAAGGAUUGCUCCUGAAGUCUUACGUGGCAAAACCAUUCUGAUAUCUGCUCAUGGAAAUAGCAGUAGGGCACUCCUAAAACACCUGGAAGGUAUCUCAGAUGAAGACAUCAUCAACAUUACUCUUCCUACUGGAGUCCCCAUUCUUCUGGAACUGGAUGAAAACCUGCGUGCUGUUGGGCCUCAUCAGUUCCUGGGUGACCAAGAGGCCAUCCAAGCAGCCAUUAAGAAAGUAGAAGAUCAAGGAAAAGUGAAACAAGCUAAAAAAUAGUCUUUCCCAACCAUUGGCUAAGAAGAAAUGCAAAAGAAGUGGCAUAGGAGUGUGUUAUGGGUGCUGAAGUCUCUCUCUUCUUCCCCGGUUUUCCAGAGCUAGGCUGUGGAGUAGAGUUUGUAUAGGUAACUAGGUAACUUAUUGUGACCCAGAUAAGGCUUUAGGAUGCCUCAGUGCUUAUGUCACAGCCUUAUGAGUUAGCUUUCCUGCUAGCCCCCUAGUCGGUCACUAAACUAGUAACUAAUUGGGGUUUCAUGAAGGUCAUAAGUUUCUGAGAUGGGAGAGCAACAAGUAGAGAUGAAGUUAAAGGUAUUUAUCAUCCAAGAAAUCAUUUUUGAGUCACCAUUGACAGGCACUAUUCCAAUUAGUAGUUCACUUUUAUAUUUAGUAAGAUUUUCUGGGAUGACAAUAAGAGAUAUUAGAUAAUAUACCAUAUGUAUUUAUUACUAGUCUUUUCCUCUAGGAAAAGGGAUGCUUUGAUAAUUAGGGCCAGCGGCCCAUUAAAUGAGAAAGUCACAGAUAUAUUUCUCCAAGAAAGCCAACAACCGCCACCACAAUGACAGAAAUGACAACAAGGCCCUUUAACUUGUCUUCUAGUUUAGCGACAUCCUUCAUUUGACAUUUAGUAGAAUUCCUCUUUGGCCACAAGAAUAAGCAGCAGAUAGACAACUAUGGCUAUUGAGUUUCUCAUUUUGGUUUGUUUUAAUUUUUCGAACUUCAAUGUUUGGGUACCUGUAAUUAGUUUAAAAAUAAAGUUCCUGAUAAUAAAGUGACUGAAAAUGGCAUCCCCAAA